GUCACCGAUAAUUCAGAUUCUCAAGGACAAACCUAAUGACUAUUUGGGCGUGCAGCUUACGCAAGUUCCUCUUGAUCGGGAGAAACGUUCUACUUUGUUCCGUUGUUUCCAGAUACAAGCGAUUCAUUUCGAAUUUCGCUUAUCCUCCGUCUUCGGGGUUGAUGAAGCUCCCGUUAUUUGCUCUGGCAUUCCCUACUAUUCAGCUCAAUACGAUUGGUUUGGAACUUAAAGGCUUCAAAAACCCUGAUAUAUUCGAAUGCAUCCUAUCUAUGAACAACAAGUCUCUCUCCAGCAUUUUGAAGGGUAGUAAGGAGGCUGUAAAAGAUAGACAUUCUUUAGGAUGGACUCCACUAAUGCUUGCAGUGGUUACCAGGAAUUACGAGUAGUUUUUUCUCAUUAUCGUUUAAUGAACUGAAGGGCAGUGAAAGAAUUGUUGAAGUCUGGCUCAAAUCCUAAUGACGUUGACAAUUAUGCUGGUAUCGUAAGAACUGCACAUGAUUUGAGAAUGAUGUCUUCGGAAGUUGAGUGGAUACGGCUCACACAGUUUAGUGACUUUCUGAAUCCAUCGGCUGAUUUUCGUGGUUGUUCUGGACUUCACUAUGCUGUGUUAAUAAAUGACUCCAAAUUGGUUCGUUUAUUGCUGGAAUUUGGGGCUGAUCCGACUAUAGUGAACGAACGUGGUCACCGUCCAGCUAUGUACGCUAAAGACUCCUCUAUCAGGGAUUUACUAGCUGAGGCUGAGUCGAAGAAGGCAGAAGAAGUGGCUGCCAAAGAGCGAGAGGAAAGACGCCUUCAACCACUAGAAAAUCGUUUACGUAAAGUAAUUGUUGGUCAAGAAGCUGCUAUUCGCACUGUUAGUGCAGCUAUAAGACGUAAAGAAAAUGGUUGGUAUGAUGAAGAUCAUCCACUUGUAUUUCUGUUUCUCGGUUCAUCCGGUAUAGGCAAAACGGAGUUGGCUAAACAAGUAGCAGCAUACUUACAUAAAGACAUUAAAAAGGGCUUCAUACGUAUUGAUAUGUCGGAAUACCAAGAAAAACAUGAAGUGUCCAAAUUCAUCGGAUCACCACCGGGUUAUGUUGGUCAUGAAGAAGGUGGUCAGCUUACACGAGCUUUAGCUGCUUGUCCUAAUGCAGUUGUUUUGUUUGAUGAAACAGAGAAAGCUCAUCCAGAUGUUUUGACAGCUUUGUUACAGUUAUUUGAUGAAGGACGGUUAACAGAUGGGCGUGGCACUACAAUUAACUGUAAAGACGCUAUAUUCAUUAUGACAUCGAAUGUUGGAAGUCAAGUUAUAGCUGAACAUGCGCAACAACUACGAUACGUUUCCGGAAAUGAUGAAGCUGACAUUGAAAUAUCUCGAGACUUUAAAGAAAAAGUUAUGCGUCCGAUAUUAAGGAGACAUUUUCUUCGUGAUGAAUUUCUUGGUCGUAUUAAUGAAAUGGUUUACUUUUUACCAUUCUCAACAUCUGAACUUACCGAACUAGUGAAUCGUAGUUUAAAAAGUUGGAGUGAGAAGGCAUUGAAAAGGCAUUCUCUCACAGUAACAUGGAAUCGUGAAGUAGUAGAUCUUAUUGUUGAUGGAUAUGAUGUGUAUUAUGGAGCAAGAUCAAUUAAUUACGAGAUUGAACGUAGGAUAAUAAGCCUUCUCGCUUUAGCUGAUGAACAAGGACAUCUAAAUCCUGGCAGUCGUGUCAAUAUCAGUGUUAGUCAUAAAAGCGUUAAAGACGAAGCUUGGUCAUCGAAAAAAUCAAAUGAAAACUUGGAUCCAACAAUAUCUUCCCCACCGCGUAUAGUACUUAAUGUUACAGAUGCAAAAGGCAAAGUGAAUAAAGUUCUUGAUUUGACGCAGACCACUAUUUCGUGGGCAUGAGUUUAUAUAUAUAUAUAUAUAUAUAUAU
Schistosoma curassoni is the source of this 1895-nucleotide messenger RNA. The record is from the annotation of a GenBank genome assembly. Lineage: Eukaryota; Metazoa; Platyhelminthes; Trematoda; Strigeidida; Schistosomatidae.